CUCGACGAACUUCAGACGAUCGAAUGCGCUGUCGCGUCCUUUGACACGCUUAACCGCGUACCAGAAAACGAUUUCGCCACUGUUUCUCUACUGACAUUUUGAUCGUUCUGAUCAUGCCAAGUGUUUACAGAAAGUCACGUAAAUUACGUCGCAGACGAUGCAUACGGGCUAAGUGAAUCGGGAGUUGCGAAAAUUUCGUGCUUUGUUCACCCGGAACUGUGUGCUCGCGAAGCGGACGAAUUGGCACGGUGGGCCGUUAUCGGAUAUAUUUGCUUUAUUGAUAUUUUGACAGACCCGCGGUGCCUAUGCAUAUUUCCAGAACACGUUAGAACUGCAGUGCUUGUUACAUUCAAUUAAUUCGGCAAGUAAUCAUCAUGUCAGAAAUAAUAUAUCCUGCGGGCUGCAGGUCAGUGACAGAAGACUUAGGUCCUGACGAAUUAAUCAGGAGACUUAAGACAUUAGCGCACACAUUACAAGCUAUGGGACAGGAUGAAGGAAUGUACCAGCAGUAUAUUCCACUUGCAUUACAUUUGGCUGAGGAACAUUUCCUGAUGCAUCAGAGUAAAGAUGUACAGCUUCUGAUUGCCUGUUGUAUUGCUGAUGUUCUGAGAGUCUAUGCUCCAGAAGCUCCCUAUAAAGAUGCUGACCAGGUCAAAACAAUCUUCCUGUUUCUCAUUAAACAACUGGCGGGCUUAAAAGAUCCCAAAGAUCCUGCUUUCAAGAGAUACUUUUAUUUACUUGAAAAUUUAGCUUAUGUUAAAUCAUUUAACAUGUGCUUUGAGUUGGAGGAUUGCCAGGAGAUUUUCUGUGCACUGUUUUCCCUUAUGUUCAGAAUAGUGAAUGACGAACAUUCCGGCAAAGUUAAGAGUUUUAUGCUGGAUGUUCUGUGCCCAUUGAUUACCGAAUCGGACAUUGUGAGUAACGAACUGUUGGAUAUUAUACUUAUGAAUAUCGUAGAACCGAACAAAACGCAGAAAAAGAACGCAUAUUUACUCGCCAAAGAGCUGGUAAUUAAAUGCAGCGAUACACUAGAACCAUACAUUCAAGCGUUUUUUAAUCACGUCUUAAUACUGGGCAAAGAAGAGAAGAGUUUGCAAAUUUGCAAGAAAGUUUACGACUUGAUUUACGAACUGAAUCACAUAUGUCCGAGUGUCCUGCUCUCCGUCCUUCCGCAAUUGGAAUGCAAGCUAAAAUCCUCAAUCGAGAACGAGCGAUUGGGCGCUGUAGCGCUGUUGGCGAGAAUGUUCUCCGAAAAAGGCUCGCAACUGGCCGUACAGCACACGCAGCUCUGGAGAGCGUUUCUGGGACGAUUCAACGACAUAAGCGUGUCAAUUCGUACCAAGUGUGUGCAGUAUUCGAUGCACUUCUUGCUGAACCAUCCUGAACUGAGAAAGGACAUUACAGACACUUUGAAGUUACGACAACACGACGCCGAUGAAAGCGUUCGCUACGAGGUGGUUAUGGCGAUAGUAACAACCGCCAGACGAGACUUCGAAGUUGUGUCGGACAGUGAAGAUUUGCUCGAAUUCGUUAAGGAAAGAACAUUGGAUAAAAAGUUUAAAAUACGCAAAGAGGCGAUGUCAGGUUUAGCUAUGAUAUACAAGAAACAUCUGAAUGACGCGGACGUGCCGCAAGCGACGAAGAAAGCGGUCAUUUGGAUAAAGGAUAAAAUAUUGCACGGUUAUUACAUGGCAGGCAUGGAAGACAGGUUAUUGGUGGAGAGAUUGUUGAAUACGUGCCUAGUACCUUAUCAGCUACCUGCUGAAGAGCGAAUGAAGAAGUUGUAUCAUCUCUUGGGUACGAUCGAUGAUCACGCUUCCAAGGCUUUUGUAGAACUUCAGAAACAUCAACUCGCUGUGCGAAGAGCGGUGGUCGAAUGGAUUGAAAUCGUGAAGAAACAGGAAGCGAAGAACGAACUGAUGACGAAAGUUCAUCAGAUAUCGCGCUUUCUGCCGGAACCUAUGAAGGUGCAGGAAUUUCUUCAAAGAUUCAGCACUCACAUGAAAAAAGAUGCUAGAUUGCUGCAGGAAAUGGAGACAAUCGUGCAGCCGAACGUAUCCUGCAAGGAAUGCGCUGACACGAUAACUAAGGUUCUCAAAAAAUUAGGUCAGCCUGUUAUGACCAACCUGUAUUACAACACAAUCAAGAUGCUGCUCGAAAGAGUAAGCUCCGUUAUGAUCGACGAAGAGGCGAUUAGAGUUUUAAUUGGAUACGUCUUGGACUGUCUGAAAGGAGGUAAUGUAAUAGAAGAGGUAGGCCUUAAUCCGAACAAUGCCGGAGAAAAGGGAUUAAGAUUAUUAGUAAUGCUAUCGUUUGUAUUCGGUCCACACUUCCUACACAACGACAUUCUGAUGCAACUGGUUAAUCUCCUCGAGAUAGAAGACGAAAUGGUGGCGCCGCUGGUUCUCUCCAUUUUCACUUUCUUGGGAAAAUACAAACCUUUGUGUGAAGUAGCACCGGACAUUAUGAACCUCAUAGUGCCGAUAUGCAAGAAUUUCUCCGAGACAGGAACGCCAAAGCAGGCGAAACAAGCUGUUAGAUGUCUGUUCGUCAAUAUGACCAACAUUCACGACACCAUCUUCCCCGAGAUCAUCGAGAGAAUUAAAAACACGCUAACACCGACGUCGCCAUAUUAUCGAACAGCCAUAGUCACAUUAGGUCACAUAGCGUAUAAUUUGCCAGAUAAAUAUCAAGUACAAAUAAAAAAUAUGGUGUCCAGAAAAAUAGUUAAGGAAUUACUAGUGAAGGAAAGCAGCGAGCCAACCAAUGAGACCAUCGAAGGAGAUUGGUGCAGAGAAGAUCAAUUACCUGAGGAGACGCGAUGCAGAUUGGAAGGCCUGAAGUGUAUGGCGCGUUGGCUGUUGGGAUUGAAGACCGACGUACUGUCCGCGCAGAAAACAUUCAGAAUGUUGAACGCCUUUAUGAUGAAUAAAGGAGAUUUGCUAUCGCAAGGACGUUUGAGCAAGGCCGAGAUGAGCUGGUUACGAUUACAGGCGGGCUGCUCGAUGCUCAAGAUAUGCGAGCAGAAGGGUGUCGGCGAUCAAUACACCGCUGAACAGUUUUAUAAUCUUUCGCAGCUCAUGGUUGAUGAAGUUCCACAAGUCAGAGAGGCUUUCGGUAGUAAAUUGCAUAAAGGUCUCGGAAGAGGGAUACCAAACAAAUGCCUGCCGUUAGAUUUCAUGGGAUAUUACGCCCUGGCCGGCAAAGAACAAGACAAAAAGUUGAAGUGCAUGCUAAAGACUUAUAUGCAGACAGAUAUAAAUAAGAGGAGGGAUUAUGUGAGGACACUUUCACUGGGUACUGUUGAGCGGGCAAUAGGUCAAUUGCCGCAUAUUUUACCGGAUUACAUGUUGGUUUUCGCCGUACCUAUUCUCGCACAUGAUCCCGAAUUCACGAGUCACUUGAUGGUGAGCCAGUUAAAAGUGAUUCAGCAGUGUCUUUGGUUCAUAUUGGAACCCUUGAUCACGAAGAAUGAACAUUACUGUUACGGAUUUUACAAGAAUCUUGUGGAGCACAUGAAAAGUCACAAAGACGCGUUGAAGCCUGACGACAACAACAUGAAUUAUAAACUCUGGGCUGUUUGUGACUUGGCAAUGAAUGUGAUAUACACAAAAACCACGAACUUCGACAUGAAAGAGUUCCCGAGUGAGGCGCGAAUCCCCACGAUGUACUUCAAACGGUCGGACGACAUGAUAGCCAACACCAAGAAUUAUUUGCCCCCGGAAAUGCAGAUAAACAUGACGAGUACAAAGGUGAAGGGAGCAUUCCACAACACGCUCAACGAGAGACCGCAACGUAGAACCAAGGGCAAACAAAAGGAAGUGGGCAUCGGACCUAACGAAACAGAUGCAAGGCUGCAAGUUGCGGAAGUGGAAUGUAUCGAUGCACAGCCUGCCGAAGCAUCAGAGACUAGAAUUCAUCUACCUGGCUUAGAAGAAGAAAUUGAGGAACCACCAGCGAAGAGGGCAUUAAAGGAAUCGGAUAAAGUAAAUAAAUAAUUUUAGUGAUCACACAACACAGACUAUACAUAAGAGACACUGGAAAGGGAAAAGACUAAAAACAUGAUAAUAAAAAAAGAUUUAAGAAUCUAAAAGAAGAAAUACUUCACAAAUUAGAAAACAGAAUAUUUUGAUUAUGUAUAACAAGUAAACCUAAGUCGUGUAUUUCUAGAGUGUAAGAUGUUAAGAUUAUACGACAGAUUGGCGUAAGCUUGUAAACGGGGAGCGCUCUCUGAACUUGGAAUUUGUGAACGAAACGGAUAUAACGGAUAUAAAAAAUGUAAUAGAACGAAAAGUUUUAUUAUAUCUUUCAUAAAUAAUUUGGUAUUGAUAUUUAAUUUUUUGUGUUACUAUUUUUUUAUAGAUUAACAUGACGUAUUAUAUAAUUUUUACUACGUUAAAACAUUCUUCAGGCGAUCCAGUCUCUUUAUUCUAUAACUUUCAUGCCAACAAUUUUGUUACAAAUUACACAAUAAGGGUGCUUUUGUUUCAGAGAGUAAAAAUUUUUUUUCUUAAUUGUUUAACGAAAUAAAUUUUUGGGGAUUUUGUAGUUUUUUUUCUUCUUUUUAAUUAUUGUAUUCAAUUUUGCACUUUUAUGAAAUUAAAGCAUUUUUUACGUCUCUUUCUUUCUCUCUCCCUCUGUCUCUCUGUUUCACGAAUAUAAAUGCAACGUUGUUUUGCUGAAAAAAAUAGCAUUUUUUUAGUUUUUAUUUUUUUAAAUUUUUUUUUAACAACAAUAUUAUCAGUAUAAUUUAAGAAGUGAACUGGUGAUUGAGAAGUGAGUAAAAUUAAAUCCAUUUUCUGCAAGAGAAAACUUGUAUUCAGAUAUAUUAAAACUAUCGUCACUUUGUAAGCAGUAAAGAAGACUACUAUAGUUUUGUUGCGUAAACGAUAUAUAUUAGAUAAGGAAUUUGUGUGUCUAUUGGCUUUGUGAUUUAAAGUUGUUGGUUUUAAAGGA
This is a messenger RNA of Pseudomyrmex gracilis, 4956 nucleotides long. RefSeq names its product sister chromatid cohesion protein PDS5 homolog B (gene pds5). The transcript has 17 exons. Gene Ontology annotation, cellular component: chromatin; nucleus. The coding region runs from base 375 to 3998 and encodes 1207 amino acids. The record is from RefSeq and is a predicted model, not a curated record. NCBI's taxonomy places the organism in Eukaryota, Metazoa, Arthropoda, Insecta, Hymenoptera, Formicidae. Gene Ontology annotation, biological process: DNA repair; mitotic sister chromatid cohesion.